UGCAAUUUUGUAUUAAUCGUAGGAUUCGUAGGUAUCGUGUUUGUAGUACAGUGUUGUUGGCUUCAUCUAUACACAAUCUAUUUUACCUGGAAAUUAAUUUUCAUGAAGUGCGCGAGAAGAUAUAUUUACAAAGUGCAUAUUUAGAGCAGCAAACAGCAAAGCAUUUUUUUUCUCUCGAAAAAAGUGAGGCCCUUUCAUGGGACUGUUGCCAUUUCGAGUUUUUUUUUUAUAUUUGUUCUACUUGUGACUCGCGGCUGCAGUGCUCUCUUUUUUGUAAGGGAUUGUGGGGUUAUUUUAACAUUUACAAAGUAGUGCUACUUGUAAAGUGCUGAUGUAAAGUACGUGGCUAUUACGGCUCGACUUAUACUUAAUGCUUAUAAGCUAUAAUGUACACCCUUUUUUUUGGCACCCAAAAUUCACUGCUUCGAAGGUUUGAUCAUUUUGAUUGACUCUUCUCAGGCGCUCUUAACUGCUGUAGCUGUUUUCAGUGUAUAGUUCAGUCACACGAGCAAUGAUUUUUUUUACCUCGAAACUGACUGAAAUAACUGUUAACUAGAUUCCAAAUGAACUUUGCAUCAUCUCGUCGACACUUAUAGAAAAGUAUACUUAGUAGGUAUUUGCCAGGUGUGGAUUGCAGUUGUAUGCUGUUUGUCAACAAGAAGUAAUAAUGGCCAAAGUACCAAAACACAGGAGGAUCAAAAGGGCUACAGUCCUUAUCAAGAGAACUAGGUGUAUCAAGAACAGUAAAAAAGUCAUAAAAGCCCCCUCCUUGCUGUAUCAGAAAUUGAAAGUUAACAAUCAUUCAUUGGCUAAAGCCUUGGCCCAGGAAAGACAAGAGUAUCGGAUGUUAUUCACAAGAAACAAUGAGUUGCUGGCAGAAGUACAAGACUUAGCUCAUGCUUGUAACAAACGUGAUCUGGUGAUUUCAAAUAUAUUGAAAAAUUCAAAGGAAAUGAUGCAAAUGCUUGUAACGAUGUCAGGCUUCUUGACUAAUGUUAUUUCUUCGUGUCAAGAGUUUGUGUCAAAUCAAGUCCCCCGCCGUACAUCUAGUAGCAGUAACGCUGGAAGGAGAGAGUCGACUCGAAGAACAUCCAUGAAAUCACCAGCCAGAGGAGUUGUCAAGCCAAUGGUGAGUGGCCACACAAUAACGAAGCCUACAAUAAAUUUAAGCAGAGUAAACAUGCAGAGACUGCCGAAUUCAAAUUUGAGUAUUAUUGAAGAGCCAUCAACCCCUGAAAGGAAUUCGGACAGAUCAAUCCCGGAAAAUAGACGCUCACGUAGUUUAUCUGAGAGGAUCCCAGGUCCUGCACUUAGCAACGAAAAUGAAGAUGACCGUGCAAUGCUCAGGAGAAGGUCAAACAGAUAUUCUGCAGGAAGAUUAUCGUCGGGACGGUAUUCCAAAAAAAAUUCUGGUCGUUUGUCGGGAGGAAGUGUUGUUGUUGGUAGAUUGUCAAGAGAAUUACUAAAAAGUCCUCGCGUCACUUUACAAGACGUCUCGAGAUAUUUGACGAACAAUCAAAGUAUUAACGUUAGACUGUUUUCAGAAACAGCUAACUCGAAUAACGCCAACAGUUCAAGUAGUCCCGAAAAUAUGCAACAAAGUGAGCCGUCAAGUCCUGAAGAAAACGAUCAGGCAAACAUGGUGAUUGUCCAGAACGACUCUGAGCCUCAAAACACAUCAGAAUCCGAGACUGAAAAUACUCCAGUACAACAAUCACUGCCAAGGAAGUCAACGAUGAAGUCGGUAGAAAGUAAAUGUGCUCCAAAGCGUAGUGUACGAUUUGAAAAUCGUUCAUCCACUAGCUACGACUCGGACGACCCUCUGGAAGGCCCGAGCUGGUUAUUCGAUUCAACCGUGACCGAGGAGGAUACAGAUAACGACGCAAGAAAUAAUCGAGAGAAAAAUACAUCGCGUAGUAAGUCAAACCGCCACUCUUCAGCAAACAUGGAGCAAAAUUCACCAGUGUCGUCAUUGAGUUCGAGACGUCGCAGUUCUGGCAACUUUCGCGUGCCUGAGUUACCUAAACGAUUUAUCAAACCGGCUGUUUCUUCUCAGCUCAAUCUUAACAAUGAUUUCGAUUUAUCAAAUACUAGAGAUGGUAUCGGCUUGGAAACGUCUAGCAGCUAUGCGAAUCAUAAUGGAAAUUUAAUUAACCGAAAUGGCGAGGACGAUGAAGAAGAUGACGAGGACGAGGAUUACGAUCGUCGAAGAAAUCUAUGUUUCAUAACUCAGAGGCGAGGUCACAUGAACGACGACGAAGACGACGAAGAUGACGACACCAUGCUGAUAAACAUGCAACGUCAAAUGAGGCCGCACGCACAGGCAAGCUUUCAACAACCCCAACAGCAUCAGUCGCCUGAACAGUCCGAGCGAAUGCAAUUUGACCUUAAUGAACUGCUACAGUUGACGCCACUCAAGCCCCUGCUGAAAAUCAAUUGUACAACCAACAAUGAGCUUGUCCAGCCGGACCCUGAAGCCGAGCCAACAGUCACGGUUCAACUCACUCAGAGGGUUCCUCCAGUACUGGAGGAGACGUUAACAAUGAGUCGAAUGUCAACCGAAAAAAUUCAGCAAUCAGUGGCGCGAAACCAAGAUAGUAGGGCUAGUGGUAGCAACGGCCAAGAACCUCGACGUUUCAGUGAACUUUCGACCUCUAGACUAAGCACAAGAAUCGAGUUGCCGAGGCUUACGGAAUUUCAAAACACAAUCGUUGUUGAAAACAAUCAACAACCGAAUGUGAUACUUCCGUCUGAUGUUACGGACAAUAGCAGUAAUAUGAUGGAGAAACGAAAAAGAAAUGUAAGGAAACAAUACACCGAGGUGAGACACUUGGCAAGUGAGGAAGAGGAAGAGGAGGAGGAGGAAGCAGAAACACCCAAGAAAAAGAAAAAAAAACCUAAAAAAGGUAAAAAGAAUAGUGAUAACAAGGACCCAAGUAGUGCUAAAGUUGUGCUUCAAAAAUUGAACAAUUCAAAGCGAUCGGCAUCGAAGUCAGAGCACAAGAAUUCUGAUGAAUCAUUAUCUUCCGCGAGAAGUUCCGUUAUAUCGAGAGUGGACCCUUCAAGUGAUUCGGAGUGUAGCAGUACUAGUAACAACAGUAGAAUGACAUCGGCACGACCAAGACGCCAGAAAGCCCCGAAAAAUUUACAAGAACCAAACAUCAAAAUGAAAUUAAGGAGAUAAAGUUCAAGCACUAACUCUCUUGGAAUUGUUAUCAUGGCUAAGUUAAGAAAAACAGUCUAUCAUUUAUGCCUCUUCAUGAUUUCAAUGUUGUACAUAGUGUUAUAGUUAGAUUUCAUCACGUGUAUGUUUAAUUAAUGUUAGCGCCAGAUUUUUCACCGAGUAUCGUUUUCCAUUAGAGUGAUUUUCAUUUAAAUGAAUGGUCUGAAUGUUCAAUUUGACAUUUAUAUUACAACCAUUUUGAACAAGUUUAACGCUAAGAUUAAAAACUAAUUUUUUGUUAAACAAAAAAAAAUUUGCAAAAUAGUUGAAACUUUUCAUUUCCUGCUGUUGUAUGGCAAAACA
Copidosoma floridanum is the source of this 3526-nucleotide messenger RNA. RefSeq lists its product as uncharacterized. Lineage: Eukaryota; Metazoa; Arthropoda; Insecta; Hymenoptera; Encyrtidae. The record is from RefSeq and is a predicted model, not a curated record.